CAAUACAUACAAACAGAAAAUGGCUUAGUAUAACUACUUGUACAUUGCAUAUUACAGCAGCAUAGCAAAUAACAAACCAUAUGCCAUUUCGUACAUUAGCAUUAACUGUGAUAAAACUCCGACAUUUUACGCUGAAUGUGUUAAUAAAAACAAACCCAGACAUGAUCAUGGAUAUCAUCGCUGUUUUGUGCAUCCUGGCCUUCAUUUUCGUUUAUAGUGCUUACGGUAGGUCUCAUCUUUUUUUGGCCAAUUCAUGAAAGAGAAUUCUCCUUGAAAUAUUUGAUGCGUAUUGGGUCAAAACUACAGUCAGUCAACUUGGAAUAUGGUACCCUUGUUCAAGAAACAAGACCAUUUUUUUCCCUGCAGGAACACCAGAACCGCUCGCAUUGUGGCCACUAAAUGCUACCUACGGAACAAACGAAAUAACCUCCACCUUCCCUACCGAGACCAACAACGUAACCUUGGCUGAAGGUCCAUGCGGCCUCAACGAAACCGCGUACGACUUCCAAAGUGACAGAAGAUCUUCCUUGGGAGUCCAACACGAAGAGAAAUUAAGCGUGAAUGGAAGCUUCACACUGACCUUGACAAUCUUGCCGACCCCGGGGCCGUCAGAUAUACCAGUUUAUAUGCCCUUGCUGGUCUACUCGACUGGGUCUGUGAAUGGCUUGAGUAUCUAUCUUGAAGGCGACGAACUUUAUGUUAAGAUAAUGUACGUGGAUGGCACUGGGGAAAACACGAGGCGGAGUAGAUGGAGUGCCAUAUCAGAAAACAAAGUAUAUUACCACUUUUUUGGAAACGAUUUUUCUCUCAAUAACGACUCUAUUAACAUUACGUUGUCGUUCCAUGAUAACUGUGCAUAGUGUUGCUCUGUUGUACAACAGAGUGCUACCACAUCAGUACACAAGUAAAUGGACUGAGAGGUCCUCAAACUGAUGGUACAUGGUAGUUAGUGCUCAUGUAUUCAUUUCGUUGUAGACCAUCCCUUAUUAAUAGCCUGUGCAUCAGCAAAUAAGGCCACAAGUAAUUGUUUGGUCAGAAAAACAAACAAAAAUCGUAAUCCGCAAAAUCGUGAAAAUUUUAGUUUUCUUAGAAAUGUUCGCAAAUCCCAAAAGAUAGAGGCGCGGUUUACAGUAUAUGUUUCCAACCUGCACAAUUCAUUCAAAGCUUCCUCCUUUCUUAGGUAAGACUCAACGAAUGGAACUUCAUCGGCAUUGCUUAUAACCACAAAGACCGCAAAAUCGACUUCUUGAUCAAUAAUGCAACCGCCGAGAGUUUUCAGAAACUUGGCUACGUCUCCCCGACCGAGAUGAUCUUCACACCCGAAACACAUCUGCACAUCGGCGCUAAUAUACUCCAUCGGCCAGAGUUUGUUGAUGAGGACUUCUUUGACGGAAGGUUGGCAGAGGUGCGGUUGAUUGGUGAUGUGCUGUCCGUGGAAGAAAUGGAGGAAUUGCGGAUGUCGUGUGAAGCAGUCAGCACGUCCUCCACCACUGCAGUGGCGCCCGAUUCGGAAAAUGGGACGUACAAGCACAGGGCAGAUCUUCAUGUUGGCUACACCCGCUCCCCAACACCAUGCAUAGCCGAGGAAUGGGCCUACAGCAACCUGACUGGCAACUGCUACAUGUUCUUCGCCGAUAAACUCACCCAGGCCGAGGCUAUCGAUGUGUGCAAGUCGAAGAACGGCGAUCUUCUCUCCAUUCAAAACCUUGACGAGCAGAAAUUUCUUGAUACAGUGCUUACUUUUGAUUAUGAAGAUUACUGGACCCUCGGCAGGAAGGAUGCUUCGGGAAACUUCACGUAUGGAGGAACCGAGAUUGCGUGGACUAAUUGGCUUGCCGAUGACCUUCUGACCACUGUCCCAGAUGGCACAGACGUCUGCCUCUGCGUUGUGAAGAACCUCUUUACCAAGGGGUUCUUCCUCAUGAAGGGGAAGUGGGACACCAAACCCUGCUCGGAGAAGAAGGGCUUUGUUUGUCAGACUGUCGCUAGGCGUUGUCCGGCCAUGCCCACCGCCGAGUAUGUGGAACCUCAUCCGCCCAAGCCGUACAUCGAGCUGACGAUUGACUACAAGUGCAAGCCAGGAUACGUGUUGCCAAACUAUACUGCCAGAUACUUGGAUUGGAAACAACACGAGCCAACGGGCAAUGCUACAGCAAAUAUGACAGAGGCCUGGCAGACAUCGAAGCCUAACAUCACCAAGAUGCCGUCCAUGAAGUACGAGUGUCUGUUCUCGGCGAAGUGGAGUGACGGUUCACUCGCUCCAUGCGAACCUUCAAGCUGCAAGGUCCCCCCAGACGUAAAGCACGCUGACCGGAACUCCAGCGAGAGGGUGUUUCCAUCCUGGAUCGAGUACACUUGUCAACACGGAUGGCACUGGAAGUUUGGUAUAAACACCAGCUUUAAGGUGGCCUGGUGUGGCCCCGAUACUGAGUGGAUAGACGUCCCGCCGGACUGCGAGCCGGUCGAAUGCGAACCCUUUCCCCGGGUGGGUAACGCCACCGUCAACUCGGCCAACAAUCGCUUCAAGGAGACUGUCAUUUGGACAUGUAAUCCUGGCUGGAUGUUUCCGGACCGUAAUGUCAGGCAUUGGGUCGGCUGCAGGGAAAACUUCGUCAACUGGCAGAUCGGCAGGUGGAACAUUAGUAAACUCGAUGAUUGUAUCCCCCUUCAUUGUCCCGAGCCACCUCGCCCACCAAACACCACCAUGGACUCUAACGACACGAGCUGGAAAGCAUCCAUUCUCUACAGCUGUGUGAGCGAAGAGUUCGAGUUCCCCAACGGAGACGAGGAGAUGGUCAGCGUGUGUAGCGACGAGGCCCGCUGGAAACCAAAUGUGCCUUUCUGUACAAAGAAGGCCCCGAAACUGACUCUCAAGGGCAAAAAAUACGCACCACCACCGAAGGAAUCGCCAUCAGCCCAAACAGUGGGUACAUUAGCCAUCACCAUUAUGAUCGUCAUGCUGGUGGUAACUGUGCUGAUUGACCUCGGAACAUGCUACCAGGGCCUGAGGUUUCUCAGGUACAAUCUCAGAUCUUUUCAACGCAAUCGGUAAACACGCCAAGGAAGUCACUUGCAUUUGUUAUUAUUUUUUAUUGAAGAUUUUAUUAGCUUGGAUAUGUACAUUGCAUUAGGAGAUUCGUGCAAA
Lineus longissimus is the source of this 3145-nucleotide messenger RNA. RefSeq names its product sushi, von Willebrand factor type A, EGF and pentraxin domain-containing protein 1-like. The coding region runs from base 1307 to 3052 and encodes 581 amino acids. The record is from RefSeq and is a predicted model, not a curated record. Lineage: Eukaryota; Metazoa; Nemertea; Pilidiophora; Heteronemertea; Lineidae. The transcript has 10 exons.